AUGACCCCAGAGGCCCCCACUUGGGUAGAUCCCGCCUCGUUGCCUGAUCACGGCGACACCUCUGCGACGACAGGAAAUGUCAGUGACGAUAUUAAACGGCUCAACUACAACACGUAUUUUUCAUAUGGUGUUGGAGAUGAGGAUUGUUUCGGUUACCACGCCGGCAAAGAUGUCAAGUUUGUCGAUAUCAACGUCGACAGACGCCUGGAACAUCAUGGCCGGCUUGAAGCAACCACAAUCGCAGAAGUCGUCGUUAGUAAAAAUAUGUUAAACGGUGCUGGCAUGCUCCAUGGCGGCUGCAUAGCAUAUCUCAUAGACAAUUGCUGCAGCACCCCACUAGUCGUCCUCGGUUUAGUGCAAGGCUCCAACGGCGUUGGCGUGACACAAGGGAUGAACGUUGUCUUCCAUUCCCCCGCAUUUUUGGGCGCUCGCAUUCGCAUCAUAAGUACAUCGGUAUCAUUAGGCAAAAGAGUUAUGACGUCUCAGUGUGAGGUUGUCAACAAAGACACCGGGAGGAUCAUCGCUUCGGCUUUCCUGAAUAAAAUGCAGCCAGAUAUGUCGAAGCUGUGA
Molecule: messenger RNA, 570 nt
Organism: Desarmillaria tabescens
Lineage: Eukaryota; Fungi; Basidiomycota; Agaricomycetes; Agaricales; Physalacriaceae
Product: HotDog domain-containing protein
Exons: 5
Coding region: 1-570 (189 amino acids)
Molecular function (GO): fatty acyl-CoA hydrolase activity
Source: RefSeq, a predicted model, not a curated record